Geosmithia morbida is the source of this 1782-nucleotide messenger RNA. Its product is annotated as TAG lipase / lysophosphatidylethanolamine acyltransferase. The record is from RefSeq and is a predicted model, not a curated record. NCBI's taxonomy places the organism in Eukaryota, Fungi, Ascomycota, Sordariomycetes, Hypocreales, Bionectriaceae. The transcript is spliced from 2 exons. The annotation marks the transcript as partial. Gene Ontology annotation, molecular function: triacylglycerol lipase activity. Gene Ontology annotation, biological process: lipid metabolic process.
AAACUUCUCAGCUGGUAUACGCGCCGCAAUCCCACGGACCUCUGGCUGGAGCUCCUGCAGAAUGCAGAGUCGUUUGAGGAGUGGGAAGAGGCAGCUCUGCACCUCGACAGCCUUCUAGGACUGGAUCUAUGGUAUAUGCUAUACUUGACCCCCCCUAUCCCGGUGGGCGCGAGCGGGAGACGGCGACGGACUGACAUGGACGGAGACGCCAGGCGCAACAAUCCGACUUCGAAAGACUACGACUGGCGCCUGAUCACCGACCGGCUCGGCUCUCUCGUGUCCGCGCGCGAGGACGGCAACUUCCAGCAGCUGGUCAACCUGAUCCGGUCCGGGCUGGUGCGCAACCUGGGCAGCAUCACGGCACCGAAGCUAUACAACCGCGCUUUCGCCGGGACAAAGUAUCUCAUUGAGGAAUACAUAUCCCAGGUGGCCGAGUCGGUCGACGACAUCAGCGCCCUCCCCACCGCGAGCGGGGGCCAUCAUCAGCAUUAUCAUCCCCAUCAGCGGCAGCGGCAGCCGCCGGCUCUCCUGGACGGCGGCGGCAUCGGCAGCGAUAGCGCCCUGACCACUCAGAUGAAGCUGGACUUUAUACACGACACCAGGCAGGCCUUUGGUCGGAGCACCCUCGUCCUCCAAGGCGGGACCAUAUUCGGCCUGUGUCACCUGGGCGUCGUGCGCGCCCUAUUCCUGCGGGGCCUGCUGCCGCGCAUCAUCACCGGCACGGCUACGGGCGCCCUGAUAGCGGCCCUGGUGGCCAUCCACACCGCCAACGAGCUCCCUUCCAUCCUUACCGGGGAGGGUAUCGACCUGUCCGCCUUUGGACGGAGGGACGGAGAUGCCUCGUCGUCGGGCAAUCAGAUCUCGCGGUGGGAUACCCUGAUGCGCAGGAUCCGCCGAUUCUCGCGCGAAGGCUACUUCCUGGACGUGACGGUGCUUGAGGAGUGCGUCAGGGACAACGUGGGCGAGCUGACGUUUGAAGAGGCCUAUAAUCGUAGCAAGAGGGUCCUGAACAUCACCGUCGCCACGAAGAGUCAGGGUGGUGUGCCCACGCUGCUCAACUAUCUCACAGCACCCAACGUGCUCAUCUGGACGGCGGCCGUGGCCUCCAACGCAUCGUCCCCGACGCUAUACGAGGAGGGGAAGGCGACGCUCCUCUGCAAGGACGUGCACGGGCACAUCGUCCCGUGGGCGCCGGCCAAGACGGCCGACUUCCACCACUGGACGCAGGCGUCGUACAGCGACCGCGAGUCGCCUCUGCGGCGGAUAUCCGAGCUGUUCAACGUGAACCACUUCAUCGUCAGCCAGGCGCGGCCGUACCUGAUACCGUUCCUGCAGUCGGACAUGCACGGCCCGUCGGCGCUGGAGACGCGCGGGCGCGCGGCGACGCAGCUGCCGGCCUUCCUCCUCCGCAUGGUGGGGCUGGAGGUGCGCCACCGGCUCCGGCAGCUCGACACUCUGCGGCUGCUGCCGGCGAGCAUCCGGCGCUUUCUGGUGGACGAGCAGGUGCCGGCGGCGUCGGUGACGCUGGUGCCCGAGGUGACGGCCGCCGACUUUGUGCGCCUGCUCGAGACGCCGACGCGCGAGACGGUCAACUACUGGAUCCUCCGCGGGGAGAGGAGCGUCUGGCCGGCCGUCGCGGCCCUGCGUAUCCGGUGCGCCGUCGAGAACGAGCUCGACAGGUCGUACCAGGUCGUCAGGAAGCUCAAGGCCGGAGGGUUGCGGAGGAAGAGCAGCAUGUCGACGUCUACCGAGGCGGGUAUGUCAAGCAUGGCAGGCAACUGA